Leishmania braziliensis MHOM/BR/75/M2904 is the source of this 2448-nucleotide messenger RNA. RefSeq lists its product as hypothetical. Bases 1 to 2448 code for a protein of 815 amino acids. The transcript has a single exon. The record is from RefSeq and is a predicted model, not a curated record. NCBI's taxonomy places the organism in Eukaryota, Euglenozoa, Kinetoplastea, Trypanosomatida, Trypanosomatidae. Gene Ontology annotation, cellular component: EMC complex. Gene Ontology annotation, biological process: protein folding in endoplasmic reticulum.
AUGCUUCGCGCUGUAGCACUCGUGUGCGUCACGGCGGCACUGCUAGCAUGCCUGGCAGCGGCCGCCAUUCACGAGGACGAGCAAGGCCUGCGCGAUUGGAUGAUGCAUCUCGUCGGCAACGUGCAGGAUAGUGCCGUACAGGUGGCGGCAAAUCCGCAACUACUCUACGUCGCCUCCGAGGACGGCGCGGUGGCGGCGAUCGCCGUCGGUGCCUACGGUGGCGCGAACCUGUCGUGGCGUCAGAUAUCCUCUGCGGUGCCACUCUGCGUCGCUGCUGGUUCGCAGGCGGUACUAACCGUGAACAAUGCCGGGGUGGUUACCCUGCUGGACCCUUCAACGGGAUCGAUUGAGGUGACUUACGCACUGCAGACUGUCAGCGCAACUCUGCAGGCGGCCGCGUGCUCGGUGGACGGGAGCAAGGGUGUGGUGGUCACCUACGACGGCACCCAGCUGAAGCGCUUCGAGUUUUCGAUGGCAUCUGAAGAGCAAUCAAUUCCGGUCGCUGCGUACGCGAGCCCGCCUGGUGAGGUGUCCAAGAUGUACGUGGCUGGCACCAUGCUGCUGGUGAACUACGGAGGCGACUCUACUGCCGUGCUCCAUCUUGACACUCUCGCCAAAGUGCGCAGCAUGGCUGGUAGUGCCACAAGCAUUGCCGUUGACGGCCACUUCACCACCCGCGACGCUGCGACCCUCCGCUCUUUGCCUGCCAAAGGCCCCUCGAGUGAGAUUGCAUGCCCUCACUGCGCCAUCGCUGUUGUGAGGAAGGCCUACACCGGCGAGUCCAGCGGUGUAGUCCGCGUUGAAGUGCAGAAGGACACGCUGCGGAUCACGUACCCCAACUCGGAUUUGACGAUUCCCAACACCUUCAACAGCUCCUCCGCCCACGUUCUCGUGGCGUUUGAGAGGAGCAACGGCGACGUUGUCGCGCUCAUCAAGACAAGUGGACACAACCUGCUUCUCGUGAGUGCCAUGGAAGGCCUUCUGUGGCGCCGCUUUGAAGCGCUUGCGAAUGUGGCCGUCGCCGCGAUUGUGGAGCCGAUGGAGACGCUGGACCACUUCCAUUUCAACAAAAACAUUUUACUGGUUUCCCGCCUUGGCGCGCUCUACUCGAUUCCCAUCGCAAGCAUGGGCACACAAGUGGACUUCAUCAAUGACUUCUCGCAGGAACUGGUGGCGGCCAUGAAGGUACCCUCGAUGGCAAAGGUGCAGGUGCGUGAGUUGGCCGUGCUUAACGACGGCCGCGCCGCCGUGCUGUACGCCGCGUCCGGCGCAACGAGUGGUCACAUCGUGAUCGAUCUGGUAGAGCGCAAGGUCACUAGUCUGUUGACGAGCGAGAAUGCCAUCCUUUCGACCCUGGGGCUGGAGGUGGCGGCCGACUUCUCUGUCAGGGGCUCGCUUCCACACGGCGUCUUCUACACAUACGUCAGCCACACCGCGUCCGGCACGAUUGAGGGGUACAGCAUCAGCGAGGAGGCGGGUGCCCGGCCUACGUGGGCGCUCCAGAUGCCCUCGGCCAUUGUGGCGCACGCAAGCGGCAGUGAACCGCUCCGGACGAAUGUCGUGAACAACUUGCAUGUAUACCCGAACAUCUCCGGGAAAGAGUUGGUGGAGGAGGUGCGUCGCACCUAUCCAAUGCGCAAUGUCAUCGCCGUGGCGCACUAUGAGCUGUCCAACGAGGAGCUGCCGUCGUUAGUGAUCACUGCCAUCGAUGUGGUGACGGGCAGCGUCUUGGCGACGUCACGCCAUGCGAACGUGGAGGGGGACGUGAAGAUGGUUAUUGUGGAGCACGCCAUUGUCUACUACUAUCUCGACGCCAAUAAAAUGCGCUACUGCUUCGGCGUGUGGGAGCUGUUCGAAGAUGAUAACAGCCCGGUUGUGUCCAAGGCUGCCGGCGCCACGAUUCCGCAGAUUAUCGCCUCUUUCUUUGUCAACACAAAGCGCGAGUUCAGCUCCCGUGCAACACGCCCGCCGAUCGUGGCAGUGUCGACACUCGGCGCCUUUGGCGGACCACUCGCAGACAUGGGAGUCACCACUUCCCUCAACGCCAUCGCCCGAAAGAGCCUUGUGCUGGCUUAUGCGACGGGGCGCGUGGCAGUGGUGGAGCUGAGGCAGCUACUUGCCGGCAACCAGAUCCCGAUGCCGAAUAUGAAAGACCGCCAAAUGUCGCACCUCCUGGUGCCCAGCUUCCUGUUUGCGUCGCACAAGUAUCGGCUCGCUUUUCCACGCAAGAUCACAACGGAGCCAACGUUGCUGGAGAGCUCUUGCCACGUGCUGGUGUCGGGCCUCGAUCUCUUCUACGUACGCUCCUCCUCUGGCAAGCCGUUUGACCUGCUCAAUAGUGACUUCAACAAGCCUUUACUUAUCACACUUGUCUGUGGCUUCGCUGUGUUGUCCGUGUUGGUGCGCUACUUUGUUAAUCGAAAAGUUCUCAACUCGGCAUGGCAGUAG